UAAAAUCGCCAUUUUGUGCGUAACGAUCUCGUAGGUUUUACUGUGCAUAGUAAUUGCAAAUUUUUAUCGGGAGUGCCGUUUAAAGUAACGAGCGAUUAUCAUAACGUAUUAUUUUCCACGAGUGAUGAAUUGACGACGUCGAUUGUUUGACGAUCGGACGCCGGUAUAAACAAAGAGGUUAAGAAUUCCAGUAAAUAUGCAAUUUUCCAUUCACAAAAUAAUCACUUAAAAGACUCUACGUGCAGAAGAAGUGUAGUGUAUUAGAAGUGUAGUGUAGUGUAACAGAUGUAGUGUAUUGAACAUUUAGCUUGUUGGAAUGAAGUACCGUAAAAAAAACGUUAUUGCGUAUCCGAUCUUCGCACGACUGUCAAGACAAUCGUCGUUCAUCUUGAAUGUUUUGAAGACAUGCUGUAAGAAGGAAACUGCGGGGAAUGGAGCAAACUGCAAAAUAUUCGUGUCGCCUAAUUACUUUCCGGCCUCCGGCAGCGACGGCGGCGGCGUCAGCAACGAAGCAGCGGAGAAUGAGGGUUAGGGCCACCUCCAUCGACCCCACUCAGCGAGCUACCUCUGACCCAACACGGCGUAAGAUGGGUAAGUUAUGCAAACAACUCCAAAAUAGCGUACUUUACCAUUACGCAGUUUUAGUCGAAAAAGUAGACGACACAAAUGAAAACGGAAAUCAUCCAAUGAGAUGUCGAAGUCAAUUUUAAUAGUGCCGAUCCUGUGGUUUGUCGUCGAUGCUGCUCGCAUACUUGGAGUCUUCCCAGAUAUAUCUUACAGCCACCAGGUGGCCUUUAGACCAUUAAUGAUGGAAUUAUCGCAAAGAGGUCACGAUAUAAUCAUUUUUACAACUUUCCCUAUGAACAACUCCACUCUUCAGAAUUACACCGAAGUGGAAUUGUGUUUGACUAGUUCUGUGCAAAAUAUCAACAUAUAUUCAAUAAAUAGACUCUCAGAGCUUCUACGGGCAUUAAAUGUGCGCAGCGUGAUAAUCAGCGACGAAACGUUAUCCCAUCCUGUCAUGCAGCGACUUAUAUCGCCGAACAGUGGCGAGAAGUUCGACUUGAUCAUCGUCCAAAGCAUCUUUUAUGAUUCACUUUACGCGUUAUCAGUACGCUUUAACGCUCCGAUAAUCGCAAUUUCAUCAAUACCAUUGUUAUCUUGGCAGCACUUCGUGUUCGGAAAUCCUCUGUUGGCGGCUUAUUCACCGAACUCAUUAACGAACUUGGACGAAAAUAUGAAUCUGUGGGAACGUUUCGUCAAUCUGUACUCAUCCCUUUAUCAGAUAUACUGGUAUUGGUACGAGCUCAUCCCUGCACAUGAAAAGAUCAGCAGGAAACAUUUCGGGGAUAGCGUGCCGCCCGUCCAUCAACUCAUUUCAAAUAUCACUCUGUUGCUGUCGAAUUUUCAUCCGUUCAUUUAUCCUCGCGCAAACAUUCCUGCAAUAAUUCCUAUAAGUGGAUACCGUCCAGUGUCGCAGAAAGAAGGCCUGCCACAGGAUUUGGAGAAAAUAUUGAACGAUGCGAAACAAGGAUACGUAUAUUUCAGUUUGGGCUCAAACAUUAAAAGUAAUACGUUGUCUGAUGAAAGGCGUAACAUGUUGCUACGAGCUUUUGCGAAAUUGCCGUAUAAAGUAUUAUGGAAAUUCGAAUCCGAAUUUCUUCCGGAUAAACCUAAUAACGUCAUUAUUAGGAAGUGGUUGCCGCAGCAAGAAAUUUUAGCACAUCCGAACAUACGACUCUUCGUCUAUCAAGGAGGACUGCAGAGUACCGAGGAAGCGAUAGGAAACGGAGUACCUGUAAUUGGCUUUCCCUUUUUCGCUGACCAAUUUUACAAUAUAAAAAUGCUCCUAGUUUUUACAACGGGAAAGAUGUUAUCGUUCAAAAAUACCAACGAAGACGAAUUCCGAGCAGCCAUACUUGAGGUCAUUACGAAUUCCAGUUAUAAAGAAAACAUGCUGAAAAUGCGAGACCUGUUGCGAGACCUGCCAUACGAUCCACUCGACAAUGCCGUUUGGUGGACCGAGCAUGUCAUACGUCACAAAGGAGCGCCACAUCUUCGAAAUAAGUCACGAGAUAUGCCCUGGUACCAGAUUCUGCUGUUAGACAUAAUGGCAGUUGUGAUCGGAGCAAUUAUUCUCGUUGUACUUGUUAUCAUUGUAUUUCUUGCAAUGAUUAAACGUUACUUAUUUAGGAUUAACAAGCAGCUUUUGCCAGCAAAGAAACGGCCAAUGCACAACGCGAAGAAGCAACAAUGACAUUUUCGAGGGCUGAUCAAAAGCAAAACCGCCGAUUUUUCGUUCUCAAUCGAAGCGAAUGCAACAGUAUUUAGAACAAUUUUAUUUCUCUUUGCGACAGCAAUUCUGUGAG
Messenger RNA from Linepithema humile (Argentine ant), 2369 nucleotides. Lineage: Eukaryota; Metazoa; Arthropoda; Insecta; Hymenoptera; Formicidae. The record is from RefSeq and is a predicted model, not a curated record.